CGGGGGGGGACCAUGGAUGUCAUCAGUGUCCAGCAGUUGGUAAGUGGAGAAAGAGAAGAAAGGAAAGUGCUGGGAUGUGGACAUGGAGGUCCCAGAGGCGUGCCAGGCGACUGGAGGCUGGGACCCCAGGAGGCCGUGGCCCAGGAGAGGCAGAAACUGGAAGAAGAGAAGAGGAUGCGACUGGAGAGAUUUAAGAGUUCCAGGCUUAAUCUGGACACUCUGGCUGACUUGGAAAACUUGGUUCAGAGACGAAGAGAAAAGCGACUGAAACGCAGAGUCCCCCCCAGGGCGCCGGAGCCUGUGGUUAAGCCCCAGGCCCAGCCCAAGUCCGUGGACCUGGAGAUGUUCCUGAAGGCAGCAGCUGAGAACCAGGAGGCCCUGAUUGACAAGUACCUGUCAGACGGAGGGGACCCCAAUGCCUGUGACAAGCUCCACCGCACGGCCUUGCACUGGGCCUGCCUGAAGGGUCACGGCCAGCUUGUGAACAAGCUGCUGGAGGCAGGGGCCAUUGUGGACACUCGUGACUUGCUGGACAGGACGCCUGUGUUCUGGGCCUGCCGUGGAGGACACCUGGACAUCCUCAAACAGCUGCUUAACCACGGAGCCCAGGUCAACGCCCGGGACAAGAUCUGGAGCACCCCCCUGCACGUGGCCGUGCGCAUGGGCCACUGCGAGUGCCUGGAGCACCUCAUCGCGUGCGGAGCCCACAUCAACGCGCAGGACAAGGAGGGGGACACAGCUCUGCACGAGGCCGUGCGGCACGGCCACCACAGGGCCAUGAAGGUGCUGCUGCUCUACGGAGCUCAGCUGGACGUGCAGAACCAGGCUUUGGCGACCCCAGUGCAGCUGGCCCGAGACUGGCAGCGGGCCAUCCGCGAGGCUCUGCAGGCUUACGUGGGGCAUCCCCGCAGUCGGUGCUGACGGCCGCAGACCUGCAGCGCCCCACAGCCACCAUUCCACCCCGUCUCCUCCCACCCUCACACUGUCUGUGGCUCUGACCUCGGUCCUGAUUGCUCAGGCCUCCAGGGCAGCCCUGUCGGUGCUGAGCAGCAGCUCAGAGCCGGGCUGCAGGGAGAGGCAGCAGCUCCCUGCUGGAGAGGCUGGAGCAGAACCCAGGAGGGUCCAGACAAGGGACAGCGGAGACUGGUGUUCCGGAUGGAGCAGAAGCUGAAGAGGCCUAAGCCUCCGCCGAGGGCUGGUGCUAGACGUCCCUGGUGCCCAGUGAGCCUCCAUCAAGGAGGCUGCUCUAGCUCCUACCUUCCAAGGGCGUCGUUUCCUGUUGGGUGGUGACUCAGUGCACACUGGCCAGUGCCCUUGGACAGGGGUUUCCCAGUGACUCUUCCUGGUGGUGUCUGGAGUGGCUCUGGACAGCUGUUCCUAGGGACUCUGAUGUCAGGUCUGGAGGGGCUGUUCAGCAGGUCUGAGGCCCCAUGAAAGUCCAGUACCAACCUGGUUGCCACAGAAGCCCUAAGACUGAGGAGCUGGAGCUAAACUUACUUGAGAAAACCCUUGUGCCCACUGUUGAAAGGCUCCAGUCAGGCCUGCCCUGACCCCUCUCUCGGCCAGCUGGUAACUCCUUGUAAAGGUGAAGUGCCUGGGUGCUGGGGUUACUUGUGGCCCACUCAGCUUUUGGGGUGGUGGCCCGUAACCCUACUUUGCCACAGGCGCUAGCGCCACCCUGGCACCGGAGUUGAGCCCUUACCUACACCUGCAGCGGCUGUCGCCUCACCUCCGAGGCAGGACCCGGGCCCAGCACACCUGUGAAGGGAAGCACAGGAGCACAGCUGCUCCUGCCCCAGCUGCUAACUGGUGGUACAGCUAGGACCCAACUGGACGCACUCCCCAAAUGGACCCUCCUUUUCCACUGUCCAGGUUGUGCUGGUAGACAUGCUCCCGGCAGGGCUGGGUCCGUUGGUGCCAGAAAGGGAGCCUUGAAGAGCUGAGCUGUGGGUGAGGGGUUGGCUCCAGGAUGAAGGUGCAGCCCCUCACUGCGCACUGACCUGGGCAGACAUCCGUUCCACAACACUUCUCUCUCUGACGUGACCGCCUUCUCAGGCCAGGGAAAGGCUGUUCUCACUGCGCGACCAAGCUGACCAGAGCCCCACACCUUCCCUCCCCAUGGGCAGCCCUGCCCUGUGGGGACAGAGCCAGCUUUCACCCAGAUGCUGGGGCCCAGUGAGAAACGGGCCCUCUAGUCCA
This is a messenger RNA of Molossus molossus (Pallas's mastiff bat), 2199 nucleotides long. RefSeq names its product ankyrin repeat domain 23 (gene ANKRD23). Gene Ontology annotation, molecular function: protein binding; transcription cis-regulatory region binding. The transcript has 9 exons. Gene Ontology annotation, biological process: positive regulation of transcription by RNA polymerase II. Lineage: Eukaryota; Metazoa; Chordata; Mammalia; Chiroptera; Molossidae. Bases 13 to 921 code for a protein of 302 amino acids. The record is from RefSeq and is a predicted model, not a curated record. Gene Ontology annotation, cellular component: nucleus.